Messenger RNA from Penicillium diatomitis, 579 nucleotides. Its product is annotated as DUF3237 domain-containing protein. The coding region runs from base 1 to 579 and encodes 192 amino acids. The transcript is spliced from 4 exons. The record is from RefSeq and is a predicted model, not a curated record. NCBI's taxonomy places the organism in Eukaryota, Fungi, Ascomycota, Eurotiomycetes, Eurotiales, Aspergillaceae.
AUGAUCGCAUCCAACCCCUUUGGGAGUGGGGUCUUCUCCCUGUUUCGAUAUCUUGUGCUCGGUCUAUUGAUUCAGACAGCUGCGGCGACUCACCACGCAUCACCCAAGCCACCUAAAUUGUCGUUCCUCUAUACACUCUUCGCAGAAUGUAAAUCAGACCUGAUGCACGCCGGCACUGGGCCUCAUGGCAUCCGAGCCGCUAUCCCCAUCGUCGGAGGAAAUUUCAGUGGUCCUCAUCUGUCAGGCAAAGUCCUCAACGUCGGCGCAGACUGGGGGCUGACCGAUCCUCGUACAAAGAUCUUCUCUGCCGACACUCGGUAUAAUCUUCGCACCGACGACGGGGCCGACAUCUUUGUGCAGACGUCGGGUCCCCAGGUCCCGGAUGGUCAUCUUCACUUGCGCAUGGUUUUUGAAACGGCUAGUCCAAGGUACUACUGGCUGAACAAUAUUGUUGCCAUUGGAGUGCUGACGACUGGGCUGCCCAGUACGGGGGACUUUAAUCUUUUGCGAAUUGACGGGUGGCACCUCGCGGGCGACUGGGAUUCUACUCAGUUUGUCAACAGCAGCGUGCCCGUUUAA